CCCGGCGGAGAAAGAGAAAAAAGAAUACUACCAAAACCCGAUGUUUCCCAAACAACAGCAUGGGAAGUUUUUUUAAUGGUGACAGCUUUAUGUCUACGUUUCCACCUUUCUGAUGAAGCCCGACAGGCGAUUUUGGAGUUGGUGAAAUAUCUAGCUGGUCCAACUACUGUGAACUUGGAUGUUUCCAAAUAUUUAAUGUCUAAACUUUUUGAUCCACCAGACAAUGUCAUAAAUUAUGUAUUUUAUUGCGAAACAUGCCAUAUCGCUUUAGAAGAUCCUAUACCUAGAAGUAAAAUUAUUAAAUCUGAUAGAGGAUAUUGUAAAAAGUGCUGUAAAGAAUAUACACUUUCAGCUGACAAUAAAUUUUUGAUAAUGAAUUUAAGAUAUCAAAUACAGUCAUUGCUAGAGAAUGAAUCAGUGCAAGACAUGAUUGCAGAUAAUAUUAAAGAAAUAAAUAGCAAUAAUAAUGCUUAUGACAUAAGAAACAGCGAAAGAUAUGUCAUUACUCAUUACAUCAAUUCCAAUAACACUAAUGAUAGUAUUGUUUUAACACUAAAUGCUAAUACUGAUGGAAUAAAAGAUCUUAUGGAAACUGGUAUCAAGAUCGUAAAUAAAAGUGGAAAUUGUAACAGGGAGUCUGAGCUUCUUCAAUUAGCGCACCCGGCAACAAGUCGAAAAACUCUAACGGGUACUUAUUUGGGGUUUCGGCUCGGUUGGUGUUAUAUUUGUGGAAAUUAUAAUGAUCAUAGUAUGAGGUACUUAUUAACAUCUGAAACACCUGAAGAUCGUACUCAUGAAUCAUAUUUAAACGAUGUUGAUCAACAGAAUAAACAUGUAGAAACUCAUUGCCAAAAUAAAGCAAACUUAAAAAGUUCUGUAAGAGGUGUGAAAGGAAAGAGUGUGCUCUCUUCUUUGCGUGAUUUUGACUGUGUUUGGGGGUUUUCAUAUGAAUAUAUGCACAGUGUUCUCUUGGGUGUCACUAAACAACUUUGGAACACUUGGAAUGAUAAGUUUUUAAAAUCUCCUCAACGUGCUUUGAUUGAUAGUCGAUUAAUAUCUAUAAAACCACCGACUGAAAUUCAUCACGUGCCUCGAGUACUAAAAGAUAAAUGUAAAUGGAAAGCAGCGGAAUGGAGAUCUUGGCUCUUAUUUUAUAGCAUCCCCUGUUUAUCAGGAAUUUUAGAUGAUGAACUUUUAGAGUCAUACAAACUGUUUGUGAGAAGUAUUCACAAGCUUCUUUCCUUGAAGAUAACUGAUGAAGAUUUAGUACAGUGUGAAAUCGAUCUAUUAUUAUUUGUUGAUGGCUGUCAAAAUUUCUAUGGCACUUUAUUUAUGACUUUUAACGUUCAUUCUCUAUUACAUAUUGUCAGCAGUGUUAGAAAAAAUGGGCCAUUGUGAGCGACUGCUGCUAAUGCUUUUGAGAGUAACAUUUAUUGUUUCAAACAAGACAUUACAGGACCUAAAGGAGUGCUAAACCAGGUGGCAAAUCGAACAUUGAAACGUACUGCUAUUAAUAAUUAUCUAUCUACUGCCCCUGAUGAAGAGCCAUGGGUAUUUUGUAAAAAUAUAAUCAGUAAUCGAAAAGAAGUGACUACAAACUAUAAUUGCACAAGUGACGGGGCCUUAUUAAUUAAAAGUAAAUAAUUAUUAUUUGAGCAAUCUUCAAGUGUCAUAUAAUAAAUGUAUAUAUACAGGUCGCGUUUAUCAUAGUAAGUCUUAUACUAAAACUAAUAAAUCUGAUAACAGUUUUAUUCAAUUAAACGAUUCCCGCAUUGCGCAGAUUCAAAAUUUUAUCAUUUUGGAAGAUAAAACAUAUAUGAGUGUGAAAUAUUUAAAAGUUAAGCCUAUGAAUAAUGAAAUAAACUUUGUUAGUCAUAUAUUACAUAUAGAUAAAUUUCAUGAAAUGUUAAUUAAUAUCCCAAUUGUCGAUGUACAAUCGAAAGUAAUUUUUAUAAGUAUCUCCAAAAUAACAUCACCGAAUUCAGAUACUACAUCAGAUGACUAUAUAUGAAUUCAACAACAUUGUUGAAAUCCAGUGAAAUUAAUAUCUAUUGAAGAAUACGAAUAUUUUAGUACCUAGUUAUGAUAAUAAAAAAUAAAUACCUGUUUUAAUACUUAUAAAAAAAUUAUAUUAUUCUGAACUUACUUUUUGUCAAUAAAACGUUUUCAAUGCAUUAUUAACUUUUGAUAAUUAGUAACGAAUAUAAAUGAAAUUAUGUUAGGUGUUCUUAUAUAAGCCCACAUAAGUGAUGAAGAGUUCGUGUCACUGAUUAUCAUACACGGA
Microplitis demolitor is the source of this 2284-nucleotide messenger RNA. RefSeq lists its product as uncharacterized. The record is from RefSeq and is a predicted model, not a curated record. The transcript has 4 exons. NCBI's taxonomy places the organism in Eukaryota, Metazoa, Arthropoda, Insecta, Hymenoptera, Braconidae. The annotation marks the transcript as partial.